AUGGCAAAAUCAUAUGAUAGACAGGAGUCAAUUAUAUCACCUCUACCUAGUGAUUGUCAUUCUGAUAAGAGUCCAUUAAAAGAAAGUUUAGUUGACCUACCAUUAGAACAAGAAAGAGCAUCAAAUUUAAGAAAACUUUCAAAAGUUGGUUUUAAAGCAAGUAUUGUUGGAAAGUUAUUUUUUACCAAAAAUAGUAAACCUUUACAAAAUUCUCAGGAAGUAAUACAAGAACAGGAAGAUAAAAGUGUUGAUAAUAAUAUUAUCCUUCCAACAACUUCCCUCCAACAUCCAUCAUUAGAUAGGAGAAAAGUUUCUAUAUUUAGUGUUGAACCAAAUAGUAGUGAAGGAAAAUUUUUAGAAAAUUAUAAAAAAAAUAAAAGAUUUUCUAUUGCAACUGCUAUAGAUUUACCAUUAGAUUCUAAAGUUUUGAAGACUAUUGAAGACGAGACACUUUUUACAUCAGAAGAAGAUUCUGAAGACGAGGGUAUUGAAAAAGAAGUUUUAUCAAGAGUGCCAAAAAAUAUAGGUAAUACCUCACCAUUGCAUGGAAGUGUUAAAAAAACCAUCCUACGUCGUAAUACAAUAUUUGCUUUUGAUAAUUUAAGAAGAGGAAGUAACGAUAAUAGUACUGUUAUAGAGGAAGAAGAGGAGGGUGAAAAUAUUCAGGAGAAUUCGGGACGUAAAUAUUCUGGUAUAUUAAGAAGAAGAUCAACAUAUGAUAAAGUAACAAUGCGUAAAACUAUUAGAAUUGUAAUUCUUGGUGCUAAAAGAUGUGGUAAAACUUCUUUCAUUCAACAGUUAGUUUAUGGUAUAUCUCCAAAAAAUGAUGAAUAUACAGAGACAAUAGAAGAUAUCUAUCAUUUACAAAUAGAGUCACCUGAAAGAGGUAGAGAAUGGUACAUAUUAUAUGACACGACAGGUAUAGCUGAUGCUAUUAUUUUAAUGUAUUCGGUGAAAGAUUAUGAAUCUUUUAAUAAAAUGGAUAUUUUAAAAAAAAAUAUUGAUAAAUAUUUAGGUAAAGAACGUCAAAAUGUACCAAUAAUAGUUGUUGGUACAAUGUGUGAUUUAAGUGGAAGAAAAGUUGAUACAGAAUUUUCGGCAACAUGGGCUAACAAAGAACGAGUAAAACUUUUUGAAGUAUCUAAUUUAGAUAGGAAACAAUUAUUAGAAAUCAUCCAACAUAUCGGUUCAAUAAAUAAUCAUUCACAUAAAGAGUCAAAAUUUUCAUUUUCAAAAAAAUUAAAACCCGAAAAAAGUUCAGCGGCAAUUUUAAUGGAUAUAUAA
Messenger RNA from Strongyloides ratti, 1284 nucleotides. Its product is annotated as NF-kappa-B inhibitor-interacting Ras-like protein. Gene Ontology annotation, biological process: canonical NF-kappaB signal transduction. The transcript has 5 exons. Gene Ontology annotation, molecular function: GTPase activity; GTP binding. The record is from RefSeq and is a predicted model, not a curated record. The coding region runs from base 1 to 1284 and encodes 427 amino acids. NCBI's taxonomy places the organism in Eukaryota, Metazoa, Nematoda, Chromadorea, Rhabditida, Strongyloididae.